AUGGCCUUCCAGUAUGAUCAGUUUCAACAACAGUCUCAAUAUGGUAGUGGAACAGAUAGCAAAACGACCUUGUGGAUGGGUGAACUUGAACCUUGGAUGGACGAGAACUACAUAAGAACUGUUUGGUAUCAGUUAGGUGAAAAUGUCAACGUUAAGUUCAUUCGAGAUAAAUUUACAGGAGCGAACGCUGGUUAUUGCUUUGUAGAUUUUGUGAGUAAUGCGGCAGCAGUUAAGGCAUUAAGUACAGUAAACGGAACACCCAUUCACGGUACCAAUCGUGUGUUUAAACUAAAUUGGGCUUCGGGAGGUGGGUUGACAGACAGGAACAGAGAUGACCGUGGUCCAGAAUUUUCUAUUUUCGUUGGAGAUUUAGGACCCGAAGUAACGGAAUGGAUGUUGGUGUCAGUUUUUCAGCAGAGAUAUCCCUCCUGUAAAUCUGCCAAAAUCAUGACUGAUCCGAUGACAGGAAUGUCUCGUGGGUAUGGCUUUGUUCGUUUUGGAGAUGAGGCUGAGCAACAACGUGCCCUUAUGGAGAUGCAAGGUUCCUUUUGUGGAAAUCGACCGAUGCGAAUUUCUACUGCUACACCAAAAAAUAAGAGUGGCUUGCAGAGCAACUUUUACCAACAGCCGACUCAGCAGAAUCCUGUCUUAAAUCAAUACAAUGACCCUAAUAAUACCACAGUAUUCGUUGGGGGAUUAUCGGGUGUAAACAGUGAGGAGGAGCUUAGGAGUUAUUUUCAAGGGUUUGGUGAAAUCACCUAUGUUAAGAUACCGCCUGGAAAGGGCUGCGGCUUUGUUCAAUUUGUUCACCGACAAAGUGCCGAAAUGGCAAUUAACCAAAUGCAACACUAUCCGAUUGGUAACUCUCGAGUUCGAUUGUCAUGGGGUAGAUCGCAAAAUGACAAAACUGUCAUUGGAUCGUAUCGUCCUCAGCCGCCGAGCCCUUACAACCCAUUAGGUGGAAUGACGCCAACCGCGACUUAUACUGGUUACGUACCAACUACCCCAGUAGUUAGUGCCGCUGUAACCCCAACUCAACCCCCAAUUUUACAACCCAUACCCGAUCCGCUAGAACCGGUUCCCGUGCAACGUAUGAAUGAGCUCUAUAUUUCAAACAAGGAAGCAUUGCUUGAAAGAAUGGAAGCAGACGGUAGCAGUUGGAGGGGAAUCUAUGCCCAGUGA
Acaulospora morrowiae is the source of this 1182-nucleotide messenger RNA. The record is from the annotation of a GenBank genome assembly. NCBI's taxonomy places the organism in Eukaryota, Fungi, Glomeromycota, Glomeromycetes, Diversisporales, Acaulosporaceae.